CUUUCAAGGAACCAGUACUACUGAAGUUCCACCCGUUCGAUCCCUACGUUCAUUCACUCAUACAAUAGUAGUACAAAGUAGAAGGGAGCUCGCUCUCGUUGGAAAAAUGGAGCUGCCAAGCACAGGCCGGGUAGAGUCUAGCAGGAACUUGGAACUUGGAUCUGGAUAAAUGUCCCUAGUCUAAGCUGAGCCUCGAACGUGAAACUUGUGGACGGAAUUGCUCUGCUAUGUUGCCGAGCUGUUCUCGUGCUCGGAUAUCUAUUUAUGACGGCCAAAUCGAGAGGAGGAUUGAGUCCUUGCCAAUAGCCAAUGUCUGGUCCCAAUGACUUUUUCGACACUCUAGAAGCUCCUUGUGUUGAACCGCAGGGCGAAAUGUCCUCCUUGUCAUCAUCCUCAUCAAUGGCUGCGGAACAGAUGAUGGUGGAUCCGGGGGGGAAUGCCAGUGAUGUCAUUGGAUACGCCCAAGAUUUCGGAUAUUCCAAGGGAGGUCGGACCAAGUUUUCCGAUAUCCCCGUCAAGGAUGUGGUGAUAGUGUUCUUCAUGUUGGCCCUUUGGCUGUAUUCUAUUAUGCUCAUCGUCCGGGCUUGGGCCAAGAUCCAUGUUCUGCCGGAUUCAGCCAACAAUAUUGGAGGAAACAUGUGGAAAUUUGUGAUGGAAUAUCUUCAGAAGAAGAGGAAAGGCGCGAAUGGAAGUCUCAAUGACACGAAAAGCAAUCCCAGAACGAGUAUUUCCUCUUCGAAAAGGGAGGACUCGAUGAUUCCAUUCACAGAGGGACAAGUGCCUAGUCACCCGGACAAGUGUAUCAUUCAAAUGGAGGAGACACACCUGGGAGCAGAAAAGGAACGAAAGGAGUCAAUAGACUCGGUUACGAAUGGAACUUGUUUCCCAAUUCAAAGGGAGGAUCUGACGAGCUUCCAAGUGUCCAUUCACUCUCAGGAGAGGGAAGAAGAGGAUUCUUACUCACAUCAGGCUAUCUAUCCACACCCUGUGGCCCAAGAUCCAGAAGGAAUCUCUAUCGAGGCUGUUUCAUCGGAUGAGGCCAAUACAAUAACCGAUAAAGGGAUCAUAAUCAAUUUCAAUCAAGACGGGACAGGAUGUAGUGGUCACCCGGAACUGCCUGAACCAUACUCAAACCCCAGAGCAGAGCCGGAAGAAACGGACACAAUCAAGGCCCGGGAGCUUGCACAGAACCCUGGGCCUCAAACAGAGCCUUUCUGUGGCGGCGGGCACAAAUCAGGAUCCAGGCUACUGAAGCACACGUGUUCCAAUCCUUCCUUCAGUGUGUCUAAAGAUUUUGAAAUUAGCCCUGAACUGGUGGAGCGUCUCACAUCCCAUGAAGUGGUCAAUUUCCAUUCCAACCCUUCUGACAAUACCUCGCACAAUCCAUCCCUUCCCUACGAGACCACCAUGUGAUUUGGAGGGUGUAUGCAGCUUUUCAAUAUAUUUUCCCGUCACCCUGAAAAUACU
Molecule: messenger RNA, 1467 nt
Organism: Tigriopus californicus
Lineage: Eukaryota; Metazoa; Arthropoda; Copepoda; Harpacticoida; Harpacticidae
Exons: 5
Coding region: 310-1413 (367 amino acids)
Source: RefSeq, a predicted model, not a curated record